Molecule: messenger RNA, 2916 nt
Organism: Striga asiatica
Lineage: Eukaryota; Viridiplantae; Streptophyta; Magnoliopsida; Lamiales; Orobanchaceae
Source: the annotation of a GenBank genome assembly
AUUUGGUCUCACCCAACAUUUUUUUUUAAAUUAAAAACGAAAUAAUUUAUUUUCUCAAUACAGAAAAAAUUAAAAAACAAUUUUAUUUUCCCAAAAAUAAAAACUUCUCCCCCUUUAGGAAACUCUCUUAUCACUGAUAAGAACUCAUACACAGAUAGAUCGCGUAGCCGAUCGGAGCGGAAAACCUAGCAAGCCCCUUCAUUUUCUCACUGCCUUUUUGCAUCGGAGGAUCUACAGCUGCGCCAAUCUGUUUCAACGUACUGUGGCGGCGGUGGCGGCGGCGGCGGUGGUGUUGUGGGUGGCGGCGGAGUGAGGGAGUCCGAGUGCUUUUGCUGUAUGUCAGUAGAUCGCGUCGCGUAUUACGGUGGAUACGGUGUGCUCGGGAAUCAGCUACAAUGGCCACAACUCAGAAAAAGGCGACGCUUCCUGCUCCGAACACGGCCAAUUGCUGCGCCAAUUCAGCCGCCGUAGUCCGUCGAGAGUCGGCGUCGGCCGCCCCCGCUGCUGAUUGGAAGGUGGCUGCCGCCACCGCCUCCGCGGAAGAGAAUCCGAGCAAGAGAGCUGCCGCCGUCGUGUCGUCCUUGAUUGGACCUGAGCUUUCUUCUAGUGCCUCCAGUAAAGGGAUCCAGAUCAUGACAAGGGCUCAAACUAAACAUCCUUUGGAUCCUUUAUCAGCUACUGAAAUCUCUGUGGCUGUGGGAACUGUUAGAGCAGCUGGAGCUACUCCUGAGGUCAGAGAUAGUAUGAGGUUUAUCGAAGUUGUUCUGUUGGAACCAGAUAAACAUGUUGUAGCACUUGCAGAUGCUUACUUCUUUCCCCCUUUCCAACCGUCAUUGUUGCUUAGAACUAAAGGGGGGCCUGCAAUUCCUAGCAAGCUCCCACCAAGACGAGCCAGACUAGUUGUUUACAAUAAGAAGUCCAAUGAGACUAGCAUGUGGAUUGUGGAGUUGACAGAAGUGCAUGCAACAACUCGAAGUGGACACCAUCGAGGAAAAGUCAUUUCCUCUACAAUCAUCCCUGAUGUUCAGCCUCCGAUGGAUGCUACAGAAUAUGCUGAAUGUGAAGCUGUUGUCAAAGAUUACCCUCCAUUUAUAGAGGCAAUGAGGAAAAGGGGUAUUGACGAUAUGGAUUUGGUCAUGGUUGAUCCUUGGUGUGUUGGUUACCACAGUGAGGCUGAUGCUCCCAGCAAUAGGCUAGCAAAACCACUUAUAUUUUGCCGGACCGAGAGUGACUGCCCCCUGGAAAAUGGUUAUGCUCGACCAGUUGAAGGAAUUCAUGUGCUUGUUGACAUGCAGAAUAUGGUGGUUAUUGAAUUUGAAGAUCGUAAGCUUGUCCCUUUACCUCCAGCUGAUCCACUUAGAAAUUAUACUUCUGGUGAGACAAGGGGAGGGGUUGAUAGAAGUGAUGUGAAACCCCUUCAGAUUAUACAGCCUGAAGGUCCAAGCUUCCGAGUCAAUGGACAAUAUAUUGAAUGGCAGAAGUGGAAUUUUCGUAUUGGUUUCACCCCGAGAGAGGGUUUGGUCAUUCAUUCUGUUGCGUAUGUUGACGGUAGUCGGGGUAGGAGACCGAUAGCCCAUAGGUUGAGUUUUGUGGAGAUGGUUGUUCCAUAUGGGGACCCUAAUGAUCCCCAUUACAGAAAAAAUGCAUUUGAUGCCGGGGAAGACGGUUUGGGGAAGAAUGCUCAUUCGCUUAAGAAGGGAUGCGACUGUCUGGGAUAUAUAAAAUAUUUUGAUGCUCAUUUUACUAACUUCACUGGAGGAGUUGAAACUAUUGAAAACUGUGUAUGCUUGCACGAAGAAGAUUAUGGAAUCUUGUGGAAGCAUCAGGAUUGGAGAACUGGCCACGCUGAAGAUGGGAAAAUUGAAGCAGAAGUUAAACUUACCGGAAUUCUUAGUUUAGGGGCUCUGCAACCUGGAGAAUCUAGGAAGUAUGGUACAACAAUUGCACCAGGACUUUAUGCUCCCGUUCAUCAGCAUUUUUUUGUUGCUCGAAUGGAUAUGUCGGUGGACUGUAAACCCGGAGAAAUGCAUAAUCAGGUUGUUGAAGUGAAUGUCAGAGUCGAAGAACCUGGAAAGGACAAUGUUCACAAUAAUGCUUUCUAUGCUGAGGAAACUCUACUUAGAUCCGAAUCAGAAGCCAUGCGUGAUUGUGAUCCGUUGUCAGCCCGUCACUGGAUUAUAAGGAACACUAGGACUGUCAAUCGGAGUGGUCAGCUGACAGGCUACAAAUUGGUGCCUGGGUCUAACUGUUUGCCGUUGGCAGGUCCCGAGGCUAAGUUCCUAAGGAGGGCUGCAUUUCUGAAGCAUAAUCUGUGGGUUACACAAUAUGCACGUGGAGAAGAUUUUCCCGGAGGAGAGUUUCCAAAUCAGAAUCCACGUGUCGGGGAAGGAUUGGCUUCUUGGGUGAAGAAGAAUCGGUCUUUGGAAGAGUCUGAUAUAGUUCUAUGGUAUGUUUUUGGAAUUACACAUGUUCCUCGACUAGAAGACUGGCCUGUUAUGCCCGUAGAACACAUUGGUUUUGUGCUUCAGCCUCACGGCUUCUUCAACUGUUGUCCAGCCGUUGAUGUUCCACCAAACUCUUGUGAAAUGGAUGCAAAAGAAAACGAGUCAAAAGAAACUGAGGUGCCUAAGCCUGCUUCACCUCUUCUUAUAGCAAAGCUCUGAAUGAUAAACCCGACUUGCUAUUUUCUCGUUCGGUUUUACUUUGCAGUCUCUUGUCUUAGUUUCUUUGCUAAACUGAAACCACUUUGUUGGCUCUGAAAACUCGUGGUUGGUACUUGAUAGACAUAUUAUGACUUGAAAUGAAAUGGUUUUUUCUCUAUCUAACGAAGUUGGAUGUUUUGGAUGGGAAUCUUUAUGUUGUGUAAUUGCAGAUGAGGCUUUUCCAUUGAAUUGAGACGAUUUUAAUUAAAUAGUG